AAAAAAAAAAGCUCGGAGUUCCGUUUCCAGAGGGAUUCAGUUGGCGCCUUAAAAGCGCCAAAUUGAAAAAUGUCGAGGAGUAACGAACCAGCUCACUGACUGAAACUAGCAUCGCUCAGUUAGUUUGAUGUUGGAUGUGGUCUUUAACACCGUAGCGAAAGUCUCUCUGUCAUGGAGGAGCUCUUCAGCAAAGUGUUGCAGGUUAAUGUCCGCUGCAGGGACUGCGAGGAAAGAAAAACAAAUGUGCGUGUCACCAUUGAGCUUCAGGUGACAACAAGUCCAGCACACAAAAGAGAUCUUCUAGUAAGAAUAACAGAUGAUAUAGAUCCAUAUUUUCUCUUCAACCUUGCAAUAUCAGAAGAGGAUUUCCAAAGCUUGAAAGUCCAACAGGGCCUUCUGAUAGACUUUGCAUCAUUUCCUCAGAAGUUCAUUGACCUGCUUAACCUGUGCUAUUCCGAACAAGAGUCAGACAGUCCAAGGUUUCUCCUUCAUUUGUCAUGUCAGUCUCCAGUCCUGGAAGGCCCUGCCAACUUCAGUGUCAUAGAGACAAAUGCAUUCAAGCACCUUAACCACUUGUCUUUACGGCUUUCUCAAGCUUCUGACAAAGAGGUUAAAAACUACCUGGCAGUUUGUCUCUCCUCUCUGAAGGCAGAGAAGCAGACCAUAGAAAUGAAGCUUAAGAAGACUGAAGAUGAUCUGACCAGGCAGCUAAAUUAUGCUCAACAGACUCUGUCUGAGAAGACUAAAGAGUUGGACAAAUUACGCUCAGAGUGGACGAAUCAGACCAGCUCCCUGUCCAGCCUUCAUUCUCAGGAGCUGCAGUUGGAGAGAGCAAAGUCUAUGGAGUUACGAAGCACGUUUCAGCAGCAGAGAGAGCAGCUUCGUCAGGAGUUGGAGAAUGCUCAUAAAAAGAGCAGCCAGCAGCUUAACAGUAGGCUGACAGAGUUGGAGGCCUCAUGCCGAGAACUGACAGAGAAGAAAUACAAGAAUGAGUCUGUCAUUCGGGACCUUAAGAUUAAACUAGCUGGUGCAGACGAGGAAUGCCAGCAUUUAAAGCAGCAGGUCCUGUCCCUCAGGAGGGAGAACAGCACCCUGGAUACAGAAGUUCAUGAGAAGGACCGCUCGGUGAGCCAGCUACAGAUGAGAGUGGCUGUUCUGGAACAGGAGAUCAAAGAUAAAGAUCAGCUGAUGCUUCGCACUAAAGAAGUACUGGAAGCCACACAGCAGCAGAAGGAAUCUGUGGAAGAAAAUGCAGAAAGUAAGGAACUUCAGAUUCGAAAACUUGAAGCUACAGUGAAAUCACUGUCUGAGGAGCUGAUAAAGGCUAACGGUAUCAUUAAGAAGCUGCAGGGAGAAGUUCGAGGCCUAGUUGGAAAAAUAAAAGUCAAGAACACUGUGACAGUGUCACAGGAAAAAGUUCUCCAGGAAACUUCAGAGAAACUUCAGUGUGUUGAAAAGGAUCUACAAAGUGCUCAGCAACAGAUCAUCACUAAGGAUGAGCAGGUUUCAAAACUCAAGGAACAGUUGGAGACCACAGUACAGAAGUUGAAUGAAACCAAAGAAGUGCUGAAAACAAAUGAGAAUGUUAUAAGUUGGCUUAACAAGCAGCUAAAUGAAAAGCAGCUGUCCAGAAAAGCACAGUGUCUGGAAUCAUUGGAGAAUCCUGAAGUUUUAACCACAACAACAGGACUCAGGGCACAGUUUUAUCCUCAGACAGGUAAACCUGUUGGAUCUCCUGUGGUGGCUGCUGACGCCAUUCCUAUUGAUCAGCGUGCUGGGAAAUCAUCUAACGCGCAGACUGGAGCCUCUGCAGGUCUGGAUUCUAAGUACUUUGAGAGAAGAGAUGACAGCAUCUCGAUCUAUGGUCUGCCAUCUAAUCCACUUCAAAGAGAGUUCCCUCAGCGUCCAAAGCCUUCCAUAGCAUCUGCUUACUUCUCCUCAUAAAACACAAGCUGCUGCAUCUUUGAGCUGCAGCUGCAGAAUAGUUAAGAUAGAAAUGGACGUAAAACCAUCAAAAACCACCUGCAGGACCAUGAGCUCUUGUACAAAACUGUUAUUGACUUGUUGUGUUGAGUAAACUUGUUUUAAGGAGGGUUUUUUUGUUGUUAAUUCAUGUGCAAAAAUUAUUCUUUAAAUUGUUCUAUAUGGCUAUUUCCGGUGAUCGCGGAGAGUGAAUUGUAUUUGAAUUAAAAUCAUUCUGCUUUUCUUCUACAUUGUACAUGUUUCAGUCAUUUAGUGUUUGUCUUGUAUUUGUGUUUUUUGCUGUACAGCUUUACCUUUAAUAAACUUCUCCAGUCUCA
Messenger RNA from Archocentrus centrarchus (flier cichlid), 2300 nucleotides. It is a transcript of the gene sass6, whose product is annotated as SAS-6 centriolar assembly protein. Lineage: Eukaryota; Metazoa; Chordata; Actinopteri; Cichliformes; Cichlidae. Gene Ontology annotation, cellular component: centrosome; centriole. Bases 172 to 1944 code for a protein of 590 amino acids. Gene Ontology annotation, biological process: spermatogenesis; centriole replication. The record is from RefSeq and is a predicted model, not a curated record. The transcript has 16 exons.